CUUGGAGCGUCUUCUUUCCCGAGUGCCCCUUCAUCUCUCCCAGCCUGCUGCUUUCUCGUACCUGCAGCCUUUCUUUCUACCUCCACUCCUACCUUAUUUCUGCAUGUCUCCCCCUUCUCUUACCAUUUUCUGGUUUUAAGGGUUUUUUUAAUUUCCUUUCUUUUUUCUUCCCCCAUCCUGUUCCCAUUUGGACCAUCUUCGUUUAGUGCCUCUUAAUUUCUUGAUUUCUUUUGAUUUUUUUUCCCCUUGGACUUUGCCUUGUCAUGUCAAGAUGGAAGUCAGGCAUGACUGGCUCUCCUCAUCCCCCCAUGAGGGCUUCGAGCAGAUGAGGCUGAAGAGCAGACCCAGGGAGCCUUCCCCAAGCCUCACCAGAGUAGGUGCGAACUUCUACAGCACUGUCAAGCAGCAGGACUACAGUGCCAGUGUCUGGCUGAGGAGGAAAGACAAACUGGAGCACUCCCAGCAAAGAUGCAUUGUGAUCUUUGCUCUGGUGUGCUGCUUUGCAAUUCUGGUUGCACUGAUAUUUUCGGCAGUGGAUAUUAUGGGAGAAGAUGAGGAUGGACUCUCAGAAAAGAACUGUCAAAAUAACUGUCGGUAAGAGGGUUGCUCUUGUGGAAAAUAUUCCUGAAGGGAUCAACUAUUCAGACAGUGCACCAUCCCAUUUGUCUCUUUUCCAAGGCUGGAUGAAUUUGCUUAAUAUGGCUGAAAAGUCUGUUGACAUAGUAUCUUCCCAGUGGGACCUCAAUCACAGUCAUCCAUCAGCAUGCCAGGGUCAGCGUCUUUUUGAAAAAUUGCUCGAACUGGCGUCCCGAAAUAUUGAGAUAAAACUAGUGAGCGAUAAACUGCCUGUGGAAUCAAAGGUAUUAAACGACUUGAAAACAAAGGGUGCUGAAGUGUUGUAUAUGAACAUGUCAGCAUAUAAUGAAGGUCGGCUUCAGUCAUCAUUCUGGAUUGUUGACAAACAGCAUGUAUACAUUGGAAGUGCCAGUCUAGACUGGAGAUCGUUGGGACAGAUGAAGGAGCUUGGCGUCAUUGUAUACAACUGUAGCUGCCUGGUCCUGGAUUUGCAAAGGAUAUUUGCCCUAUAUAGCUCAUUAAGGUACAAGAAUAAAAUACCUCCGAGUUGGUCUAAGAGACUCUAUGGGGUGUAUGAUACUCAAAAUAAACUGACACUGCAGCUGAACGAGACAAAAUCUGAAGCUUUUGUGUCGAACUCACCUAAACUCUUCUGCCCCAAGGACAGAGUCCUGGAUAUUGAAGCUAUCUACAGUGUUAUUGAUGAUGCCAAACAGUUUGUGUACAUUGCUGUCAUGGACUACUUGCCCAUUGUUAUCGACACCAAUGCUAAACGGUACUGGCCAUAUUUAGAUGGGAAGAUAAGAGAAGCAUUAGUUUUACGAAGUAUUAAAGUACGACUUCUCAUAAGUUUCUCAAGAGACACAGAUCCCCUUACUUUUAACUUUGUUUCAUCUCUGAAAGCUAUUUGCAUGGAAGUUCCAAGCUGUAGUUUGAAAGUUAAAUUCUUUGACCUUGAGGAAGAGAGUGCCUGCUUUCUUAAAGAACAGAAAAACACUUCACUUCCCAAACUGAAUCGUAACAAAUACAUGGUGACCGACGGAGCUGCAUAUAUUGGUAAUUUUGAUUGGGUAGGAAAUGCUUUUACGCAGAAUGCUGGAGCUGGCCUUGUUAUCAACCAAGCAGACGCGGGGAACAGCACAAGCAUCAUUAAGCAACUCAAGGCUGUUUUUGAAAGGGACUGGUAUUCACAUUAUGCCAAAAGUUUACAACCAACAAAAAUCCCAAACUGCUUUAACCACAAACUCAGUAAAGGAACUUCAAAUAAGACUGCCAUGAGCAAUGUGAAUUAG
Pseudopodoces humilis (Tibetan ground-tit) is the source of this 1868-nucleotide messenger RNA. The record is from RefSeq and is a predicted model, not a curated record. Lineage: Eukaryota; Metazoa; Chordata; Aves; Passeriformes; Paridae.